Acanthaster planci (crown-of-thorns starfish) is the source of this 3594-nucleotide messenger RNA. It is a transcript of the gene ccdc150, whose product is annotated as coiled-coil domain containing 150. NCBI's taxonomy places the organism in Eukaryota, Metazoa, Echinodermata, Asteroidea, Valvatida, Acanthasteridae. The record is from RefSeq and is a predicted model, not a curated record.
CUACCCAUGGAUCUACAUUUUGACAGCUUGCUGAAUUACAAACAACGCCGUACAUGUAUCAUUGUAUGUCAUCCUCGAGAUAACAGAUUCAUUCAGCAGAGUCGAAGAAUUCAAUGUGUUUUGUUUUGAACCAUUCAUAUUUAUGCGAAGUUUGCUUUGAACUUUUGAUGUGAGGUGCAUCGUCUGGAAAGAAAGAUGUCACGACAGCCGCGUCCAGUCAUGCCACCUUCCCGUCCUGCUGGAAAGUCCCCAACAGCACAAGCUCUCUCUCUUCUCCAGAAGAAGCUGAACACGGCAGAGGCCGAGACCGCGAAUCUCGUCCGCCAACUCGCCGACCUGGGCUUUCCGACGGAUAGCAACCCUCAGUCAAAGAACAAGGACUCUGCUGAGCCAGUGGCCCCGUUCUUACCCUCCACGGCAGACAAUGAAGCACUCCGGAAGCACUAUGAGGCACUGGUUGGGCGGCUUUGCCGGACGGAGAGCCAACUGCAGACCCUGAAGCUCAACCUGUGUGCCUUGCAGGCCGAGAGGGACCUUGGGCGGGAAGGGGCGGCUUUGGCUGCGGCAACAGCGUUGAACGAAGAGAGCUUGAUGCGUCACAGGGAGGCCCACGAAGACGAGGUGCGGAAACUGAACAAGGAGCUGGUCCGGACGCGCACAGAGUGGAAAGAGGUGUUGGAGCAGCGGAACGAGGCAGACGAGGAGGCGAGGAGGUUGAGCAUUGCCCUGGAGGAAGCAACCACUGCCAAGUCCGAACUGGCGGUAGCUUACGAGGAUUUGAUGUCAAGUAAACAGAAGAUUAACAAAAGGAACUCGGAGUUGCGAGAGGAGUUGGCUAGAGAGGGCAGCCUUCGCCGGAGCCUGGAGGACUCCCAUGGUGCCUUGCUGGAGCGCGUCAGGGAGAUGGAAGAGCUUGUGGAAAGCGAGAGGCAAGAGGUUCAGAUCCUGUCCAGCGACUGCUCAGAGCUGCGUGAGGAGGGGGCGCGAAUCCAGAAGGAAAGGAGAAGUCAGGCCUCCCAGCAAGCCAGGCUUGAAGAGACAGUACGGACACUACGGGGAGAUCUUGGGGCGAAAGAAGUUCAGCUGGCAGAAAUUCGUGAAGAAAAUCAGGUCCUUCUGUCCACCCUGAAUGGCAUCAAGCGAGAGAAUGUGGCACUGCGCAAUGAGAUGCAGAACUCCAGAGCAGCAUCGCACAGCACAGAGGCCCAAGUCCAGCAGUUUGAGGAGGAGAGGAGUGCCUUGUAUAGUGCAUUGACCCAAGCUCUGUCUGCUAGUACCAGCCCCCAGGGCUUACAACAAAUAGCAAAGAUAUCAGAGCCAGGUUCAGUAGCUUUGAAAGUGACGGACAGUCUUCGUAGGCUUGAGGCAGAGCGGACCAGGUUGCAGUCACUGCUCUCGGAAGAGAAGAAACAAAAAGAAUCAGCAGAGCGGAUAAGUUCUGAGUUGCGGGACAGUUUACGCAUUGCUGACGAACGUUACCAAGACGCAACGCAGCAGCACCAGAGCCAUGUUCAGUCACUGGAGAAUGCCAUAGAUGACUUGAAGCAGGAGCUGGCAGCGUUGCAACACCGCAACCAAGAUGCCUUGAAGGCCAAAGAACACCUGUUGCAAGAGGUCAAUCUUGCCGUUGACGGGAUGUCAGAUGAAACAGCAAGACUCCACCAGGAACUUGCACAGUCUAAGUUAGAGGUGACCAGUCUUGGGCACGACAAGCAGUACUUGACGGAGGAGAACCGGCGGUUGAUGGAACGUAUCACAGCCUUGGAGCAGCAGCAGGAUGCACAAGAAAAGGUCCAGUCAACGAUAGCAGAGCUCCUUGAAAGUAAGAACCGGCUGGCCUAUGAUAAGGGACGAUUACAGAGCCGUGUGGACCAGCUACAGAAGGAGCUGGAGGGCCUGGCUAAUGCACGGACAGACGGACUACAGCUACAGAAGGUGAAUGUAGCCAUGCAGGCCCAGUACACCAAGACCACAAGCGAGCUGAGUUCUGUCAAGGUGACCAUGCAGAGACUUGAAAGCAAGUUGAGACAGGAGCAGGAGCUGUCUAGCAGGAAAGAGAAAGAUUUCACCCUAGCCAUUCAGGCCAGAGAUGAAGCGUUUCAGGAGUGUGAAAGGUUAAAAGGCCAACUCCAGGUCAUGGACGACAGGGAGAAACAAAAGGCUGCAAGUUUCCAAAGAAGCCUCGCGGAUGCAAAGACCGAUCAGUCUAAGAUCGCCGCUACCUUAGAGGGAGUCAUGGCAUCACACACACAGCUGCAGACUGCGGUGGAGAGUUUGCAGGUGGAACUGGGCCGUAAGGACAGUGAGCUGUCAUCGCUCAGGACUGAGAGGCAAAGCAGGCAGAAGACAAUGGAAUCACUACAAAGGGAGGUGCAGAAGUUGACGGAAAAGCUGGUUACCGUAGAAACACUGGAAGGGACCCAAUUGGACGGCCUGCGGUCGGACCUGGACAGAGCCUUGGCCGAAAAGAGCAAACUUGGCAAGACGGUGGAUGAAUUGCUCCAAGCCAACGGCAAGCUACAGGCAACCACAGAGAGAAUACAGAACCAACUGGAGAAACGCAAUCACAAAUACAAACUGCUGCAAGAUACAAGGGAGAGAGAAAAGUCGGACCUCCAAGACCAGCUGCAGGCUUCCCGCGACCAACUGCUGGCCCUCCAGCAGCAGCUGGCCAGCAGGAGAGACGCCUCCCUCAAGAAUGCCACCCAGGAGCUGGACCAGCUGCAGCGGGCCCACCAGCAGCUGACAGACAGGCUGAGGGAGCAGACGGGGACCAACGCCGAGCUGCGCGCCAAGGCGGCCGGCCUGGAGGAGACGUGCAACCGGCAGCGGGACCGGAUCCGCAGCCUGAAGGCGCAGCUGGAAAGCUGUAGCCAGCUGAGGAAGACGAAUGCCGAGAUGACAGUGAAGAUCAAAGACAUCAGCCAGCAGUUAUCAGAGAUGGAAGCUGCCAAGAGAGACUACACCCGCAAGAACAGCGAGCAAGCCAAGACCAUCGCCAACUUUGUCCAGCAGGUGGCUGGAUUGCAGGCUGACCUACAGGCUCUGUCCAAGGCUCAGGACAGCUUGUCAAGCAGCACCAGGAAGAAAGACCGGCAGGCAGAGAAAGAGCGUAACCAGCUGCAGCACCAGGCCAGGGACUUGCAGGAAGCCCUGGCCAGGAUGCAGGAAGAGAAAAGGGAUGCUGAGGAGAAACUGCUGGAAGCAAGCAACGAAUCCAUGCAGAUCACAGCCAACCUUCAGGAGGCCCACUCAUGGUUCAAGGCCCGGCAUGAUGCCCUCCAGCAGGAGCUCACUGAAGCACGGCAGAGACAGACCCAACUGGAGAGGAACAAUGCGGAACAGCAGCAGCAGUUGCUACAGGAGGCCAGCAGACAGGCUUUGAGUCACCUAGCCAGACAGGCCGAGGCUGACCACCAAAAGACCAAGCUGCAGAUGACAUCCAUGGUCAAGAGACUGCAAGCAGAGAAAGACCACUCAACCUUCACUGAUAACAAGCUGCAGAAAUUCAUGGAUAUCAGUGGUCAGUACAUUGAGGAGCUAGCCAUGGAGCUGGAUCGGCAUCGCAGCAGUCAAGACGAUGACACAACUUGA